Molecule: messenger RNA, 2830 nt
Organism: Salvelinus sp. IW2-2015
Lineage: Eukaryota; Metazoa; Chordata; Actinopteri; Salmoniformes; Salmonidae
Gene: terf2ip
Product: telomeric repeat binding factor 2, interacting protein
Biological process (GO): telomere maintenance via telomere lengthening; regulation of DNA-templated transcription
Cellular component (GO): shelterin complex
Molecular function (GO): telomeric repeat DNA binding
Source: RefSeq, a predicted model, not a curated record
UAUGACGCAUGCGCAUUUUACUUCGGACGUGAUAUUUGAAAGUUGUUGGUAUUUUCCGAGUUGGAUGAUCAAUCUUUGAAAACAUCAGGCUCUUUCAACCAUGUCGUCCAGAUUAGGAGGUAGGUCCUCUCCCAUCUCCCCUGUCCUGUUCCUGACGGUAGACGGUGAACCCAUGCGAUUCUUCCUGCGUCCCGGCCCCACCAAGGUUCACCUGCAGCCCAUCAUCAAGGCAGGCGGAGGCCUGGUGUGCAGGGCCCAGGAGCCUGGGGCUUUCCUACUGAUAGACCCAGAGGAGAUGGGGUCCGUUGCGGGUUCGGCAGCCCACUGGUACGUGUCCACCCAGUACAUCCGGGACUGUAUGGAGACGAAUCAGCAGCUGGAGGUGGAGGAUUACCGCUUCAAGCCUGACAACGUAAAGGUGAAAGUCCAGACCAGGUCAGAGAAACAGAGCGUAGGUAACAGGGGACGCAUGUGCUACACUCUGAAAGAGGAUAAGGCCAUUAUGACGUACAUCUGUGAGCACAAGCGUGAGUCGCGUGGGAACAGGAUAUGGCAGGAGAUGGCGAAGAAUGGUCUGACCUGUCACAGCUGGCAGUCGAUGAGGGACCGUUACCUUAAACAGCUCAUUCACAGACAACCUGAGCCUCGGGACAGCAGGGGAAGGAACAAAACUGUCGCUACUGCUGCAUCGGAGGAGAACGGAGGGAACUCGUCUGAGAAAGAGAGAGAGAAAGACAUCCCAAUACAGACCUCCUCACUUCAGAAAGAAUCACCACAGCCUGAUAUUAUUACGCCGUCGGCCCAAGAGUCAGACGCCUCAAAGACUUCCUCUGAAUCCCAACUCCCUCAGGCAUCAUCAUCAUCAGACACUGGUCUUCAACUCCCACAGAUGUCCCCUCAGAAAGACCAGGCUCAGUGCUGUCCUGAAGGACCGGGAACAGAGGAAUCAACUGUGGAACCAGAGAGAGAUCCCUCGCCCCAACUAGAGCCACCAGCAGACCCUGCCCAGUCUGACACUGCAACACCACAGCGGGUCCCUUCUAAGAGACUCCACCAGCCCUCUCCUCCUGGGGGCAAACACACACAUCCCCAGACUGAGGAGGCAGCAGCCAUCCCGUCACUUAAAAGAGCCAGGUUAAAUAGUGGAGCAGUGGCAGAGGUCCUGGAGAAAAGGGAUUCAGCUGUUACGUCAGGAGAGAAGGCAACAACUUCCAACACGACAGAGGGGCAGCUGGGAAAGAAAAAGGCCAACAAGCGAAAACUGGGCAUCCUCGAGAGUGCAGUUAGAGAAUUCGAGGGGUCAGAUGAGUCAGGGGAUGAGGAUGACGAUGAAACUCCAGACCUGACUGAGAUUGCUGGCCCUCCCCCUGCACCAGUCCCAGGACCAGGCCGGGAGACCCAGACACCAGUAGCUGCCCCCCAGACAGGGAAUAUCUCUGCUCAGAUACAGCCCCAGCCUGCUGCCCAAGAGAAGAGCUCAGAGACCCAGCCUGAGGGCCAACUACCUGAUGCCAGUGGCCCCGCAAUGAGUGGAUCGGCCCCAAAUGCACCUGCAACGAGUAUCCAUGUCCCGAAAGACCCUGCUAUCCCGUCCACUUCUGCAGUUCCUCACCUGUUCCUGUUUGAGCGUGACUCCCAACAGGCGGAGGAAGAGGAGCCUUCCCAGCCCUUCACCCAACUCCAGCUCCAGGAGGCCAAGCAGCUGGUCCUCAGCCUGAUGAGGGAAUCCAAACUGGGGCUGGUCGCUGUCACCAAGGCACUCCUGAAAAACAGUGGAGAUGUCUCCGCUGCCCUGAGAGACCCACUGAUGAUGCCUAACGGGACGGAGUUCGGCAGGGCCCUCGAUGGGAACGUCAUGACGACCGCCUGUUGCUGUCAGCUGAUCCUUCGGAACUCCAGAAGAAGUUUGGGGAAGAGGGCGUGGCCAAGAGGAUGGCGUUCCUCGAUGCAGAGUGACAUUGGGGGUUCAAUAGUAUGCGACGUUGUGUUGUUCAGAACAAACCAUCGCACGUUUCCACCCCCCAAAAAUUAUACGCACCGUUCUUCAACAUUCUUUGAGGUAUGAUUGCUCCCGUUUGGUCGGUGUGGCCUGAUCAAUAUGGGACCGGCAUUACCAUUUUAAAAUCGCAAAAUUUCAUGCAGCACAAUAAACAAUCGCACCUCUGGGCUAACAAUAAUUACAAUGUUGUUUUCCGACUGAACGCGUUCCUGUGUUGUAUUAACCAAAUAGAUACAAACAGGAAGGACUACCUUAGCCCUUGAUCAUGACUGGCGGUUCAAUUCUAUUAUAAAAUAAGAGUCCUUGGACGAAGGCGUCUUCUGUACGGGAGAGUUUUGUUAAGAGUCCCGACGCUCGGUCUGAACAUUUAACACGCAUCGUUUUGCGGUACGGUUUUGGACGCAUAAGGACGUAUGAAAUUAUUUUUGACGUGAUAUGAAAGUAGGAGGGAUCUAUUUUUCUAGAACCGUACAGCAAUUGAGAAUCGAUUCAGGUUUAGACGGGAGUAUUUGGCUGUUCUGGCUUCCACAGCCACUUCACCUUUAAACAGAACAUGUGAGGUCCUUGGACUAAGGAGUAACGUUGGGCUCAUUAUAGUCAGUCCAUUAUUGGGCUAGGAAAUGCCAUGUAAGAUAGCACAUUUUAACUUGUAAUAUUUUAACUUUUGUAAUGUGUCUGUGGAAUUCAAAAUGUGCUAUUUUUUUUGCAAUAGUAAACAUGUAAUAGUAAACAAUAGUAAACAUGCUACAUAUGUGAAAUAUACUGUAUGCAUAUGAUGAUUUGUGACAAUCUGCCAUUGUAAUAAAAUAACUGAUGUAAUUCGCUUCAUAA